GGGCCCCGAAUAGCCGGGAGAUUACGGGGCCGGGACUAGCUGUCGCGCUGGUUGCUAGUGGAGAAGCGGGACCCGGAACAGACCGGCGCGAGAGAGGAGGGGCCCCGGCAGGGGUUCGCUGCCGGAGCUCGGGACCGGGUGAAGAAGUCCCCACCAGUGAACGAAGACCCCUCUGAACUAAGGGUACCAUGGCCACGUCAGCCCCACUACGGAGCCUGGAAGAGGAGGUGACCUGCUCUAUCUGUCUCGAUUACCUGCGGGACCCUGUGACCAUUGACUGUGGCCACGUCUUCUGCCGCAGCUGCACCACAGACGUCCGCCCCAUCUCAGGGAGCCGCCCCGUCUGCCCGCUCUGCAAGAAGCCUUUUAAGAAGGAGAACAUCCGACCCGUGUGGCAGCUGGCCAGCCUGGUGGAGAACAUCGAGCGGCUGAAGGUGGAUAAGGGCAGGCAGCCGGGAGAGGUGACCCGGGAGCAGCAGGAUGCGAAGCUAUGUGAGCGACACCGGGAGAAGCUGCACUACUACUGCGAGGACGAUGGGAAGCUGCUGUGUGUGAUGUGCCGCGAGUCCCGGGAGCACAGGCCCCACACGGCCGUCCUCAUGGAGAAGGCUGCCCAGCCCCACAGGGAAAAAAUCCUGAAUCACCUGAGUACCCUAAGGAGAGACAGAGACAAAAUUCAGGGCUUCCAGGCAAAGGGAGAAGGUGAUAUCCUGGCUGCACUGAAGAAGCUCCAGGACCAGAGGCAGUAUAUUGUAGCCGAGUUUGAGCAGGGUCAUCAGUUCCUGAGGGAGCGGGAGCAGCACCUGCUGGAACAGCUGGCGAAGCUGGAGCAGGAGCUCACGGAGGGCAGAGAGAAGUUCAAGAGCCGGGGCGUCGGGGAGCUCGCCCGGCUGGCCCUGGUUAUCUCCGAACUGGAGGGCAAGGCACAGCAGCCAGCUGCAGAGCUCAUGCAGGACACAAGAGACUUCCUAAACAGGUAUCCACGGAAGAAGUUCUGGGUUGGGAAACCCAUUGCUCGAGUGGUUAAAAAAAAGACCGGAGAAUUCUCAGAUAAACUCCUCUCUCUGCAGCGAGGCCUGAGGGAAUUCCAGGGGAAGCUGCUGAGAGACUUGGAAUAUAAGACAGUGAGCGUCACCCUGGACCCACAGUCGGCCAGUGGGUACCUGCAGCUGUCAGAGGACUGGAAGUGCGUGACCUACACCAGCCUAUACAAGUGUGCCUACCUGCACCCCCAGCAGUUUGACUGUGAGCCCGGGGUGCUGGGCAGCAAGGGCUUCACCUGGGGCAAGGUCUACUGGGAAGUGGAAGUGGAGAGAGAGGGCUGGUCUGAGGAUGAAGAAGAGGGGGAAGAGGAGGAAGAGGGAGAAGAGGAGGAGGAGGAAGAAGAGGCCGGCUAUGGGGAUGGAUAUGAUGACUGGGAAACGGAUGAGGAUGAGGAAUCAUUGGGUGAUGAAGAGGAAGAAGAGGAGGAUGAAGAGGAAGAAGUUCUUGAAAGCUGCAUGGUGGGGGUGGCCAGAGACUCUAUGAAGAGGAAGGGAGACCUCUCCCUGCGGCCAGAGGAUGGUGUGUGGGCGCUGCGCCUCUCCUCCUCCGGCAUCUGGGCCAACACCAGCCCUGAGGCUGAGCUUUUCCCGGCGCUACGGCCCCGGAGAGUGGGCAUUGCCCUGGAUUAUGAAGGGGGCACCGUGACUUUCACCAAUGCAGAGUCACAAGAACUCAUCUACACCUUCACCGCCACCUUCACCCGGCGCCUGGUUCCCUUCCUGUGGCUCAAGUGGCCAGGAACGCGUCUACUACUGAGACCCUGAACCCUGACAUCUGCCCCGGCCCCACACCCUUAGAUGCUUUACUUCUUUGGAAUUCCAGGACUCUCAAUGGGGGGAAGGGAUGCCUGGCCUGAGCACCUGGAGCAGGGGACCCCAUAUCCACUGCCAGCCACCACCCCAGUUGCUGUGGCCGAGAUCUCACUCAGUGCUAUUGCUCCAUCUACUGCCCUAAUUGGGCUCUUCUCCCACCUCCUGCUGGUUUUCCAUGGGAACUUCUAACUCUGGAGUCCAUGAGGGCUCCUUUCCUUUUUGACCAUGACCUUGGCCCCAGCUCAGCAUUCUGUGGAGUAAGGGCCUGAUGCAGCAUUUUCUUGCCCAGCGUGGCGAGACCUUGGAAAAAACAGUUGAUUACGCCUAAAUCAUUUUGCUCUCCUUAAACCCCAUAGGUUCCUCCUUGCUCAAAUCCACUCUACUGCCCACCUUCCCUACAUUUUAAACAGACCUACCCCACCCUAACUCAGAGUUAGGCAUUUUAAACAGAUAGUAGGCAUUUUAAACAGACCUACCCCACCCUAACUCAGAGUUAAGCAUACAUGGAAAUGCUGAAAAUAAUGAAAGUCCACUGAGGCUUCCUGGCCAUUUAAGGCCUGGAGUGCCAGUGCAUAUCAUCUCACGGGGUCCAGAGUCCAGGCUUCUCUGAAACCAGAGUGGAGCAUAUUUCCGUGGCCAAUGUGGUGGGAGUCCCUGGAGCUAUCUGUGGUCUUAGGGAAGGAUCCAGACAUAUGGCUCUGGGGUACCAGCUGUGGUCACUGAUCAAUAAAUUCUCUCUGGAUUGGUCCUUGUGAGGGGAGUUUUUAAAAGAACCCAGAACAUCCUGCUCUUGAUCAGCACAGCCAAAAACACCAAGACAAAUAUCCAGUGGAGCAGAGCCUCCCCUGCCUCGGGAGUUCUGACCAGGUUCCCCAGCAGGUGUUAAGCCUCUGUCUCUGGCCCUACUUAGCAUGCAGGUUCCACUUUCCUAGGAGAGAGUGGAGAUGGGAAGAUGGGGAAAGGAAGGCAGUGGGAGGCCACAAAGCCACUUGGUCUUUAUCUCAAGAGAGGAAGUAACGGGUCUCCUCAUUGCCCACGGACCCAGCAUCUGUCCACGCGCCCCUCAUGGCCACAGUUUAACACAAUCUCCCUGCUCCUGCCAAAUUGAUCUCCCAGUCUUGUCCUUACCCAUUCCAAGUGCUCUCCCAGCCCCUGCUCAUCCAAGUUUUAACUCCUCCACCCUGUUCUAAGACUGAUCCAACGGAUCUGGGUCUCAGUGGUCUCUUCACCACCAUUGUCUCAGAGCUGCCCACUUUGUGUGUGUCACAUGCUGCCUGAGUCACAUGUACAUCUUAUUUCUGCCUCUAGUUUUGUAAGCUGGAGGGCAUAUAACAUCUUAUACUUCUCUUGUAUUCUCAUGGCACCUAGUGCAGUGCUGGGCACAGAGCAGGUGCUCAAUAAAGACUUGUUGAAUGAA
This is a messenger RNA of Callithrix jacchus (white-tufted-ear marmoset), 3273 nucleotides long. It is a transcript of the gene TRIM26, whose product is annotated as tripartite motif containing 26. Lineage: Eukaryota; Metazoa; Chordata; Mammalia; Primates; Cebidae. The record is from RefSeq and is a predicted model, not a curated record. Gene Ontology annotation, molecular function: protein binding; zinc ion binding.